CGCCUCAUUUUAAUUAUACAUUCCUUCUUCAACGACAACUCAUAACAGAUUUAUUUUAUACUCAAGUCAGUUUUAUUUAUUAAACAUCAUUUUCUAUCGUCUAUCUUCUCUUCUUGACCAGAGAGAAGGAAGACGAACAGCCAGGAAAAUAAUCAAUAGCCACGCAAAUCAGUCAGUUCUGUCAAAUUUCAGUUUAAAUUUUUGUUGCUGGUGAAGUGAAUUGAAGUGGGUAUUGGCAAGAUGUGUGAGUGUGACUGCGAGUGCAGGCCCUUGGGUUUUCUGCUCGGACUUCCCUUUGCCCUCUUGGCCUUCCUCGUUUCUAUCGUCGGUGUUUUUGUCUGGAUUGUGGGGAUGAGGCUUAUUUAGUUAGCCAUCAAAGAACAGUGUGUCGACGAGGUAGGGAGAUCUAGACAGUUGGUUUUUUGAUCUACCGGCAGUGAAAUAAAUUGAAGAGGCAGUGGAAAGAUGAGUGACAAUGGUGGGUGCAGGCCUUUGGGGUUUCUAUUGGGGCUUCCCUUUGCCCUUUUGGCCUUCGUUGUUUCUCUUGUGGGUAUUCUAGUUUGGAUUGUGGGGAUUUUAUUGAGCUGCAUAUGCCCAUGUUGCAUCUGCGUCACACUUCUGGUUGAAUUUGCCUUGGAGUUGAUCAAAGCUCCUCUCCAUGUAAUGGAAUGGUUCACGUCACAAAUACCUUGCUGAGAAUACGAGAAUUUUUUCCAGAUCGCCGAAAGUUUCUUUUGUAAAAAGAUUGUAUGUUAGGCUGCGAUCUGGAGGUUAUUCAUCGACUAGAAAUUUGAAUGAACUUAGGCCAUUUGAAGUACCCAUUGGUGCCAAUAAGAUUGAGGUUUUAUUUUGUAAUUAUCUGCAUUCCUUUUAAUAAAACAGUCUUUUUCCA
Messenger RNA from Cryptomeria japonica (Japanese cedar), 892 nucleotides. Its product is annotated as signaling peptide TAXIMIN 1. Bases 466 to 696 code for a protein of 76 amino acids. NCBI's taxonomy places the organism in Eukaryota, Viridiplantae, Streptophyta, Pinopsida, Cupressales, Cupressaceae. The record is from RefSeq and is a predicted model, not a curated record. The transcript is spliced from 3 exons.